GAUAUCAGUUUUUAAAGACCGGCAAGCUCAUCACAGUAUACAAGACUUACGCGUUGAACAGGUUCGUUAAUUAAAUAAUGUUAUAAUUAUAUUAUUAAUACGAGAAAUUAUAGACAUUCGUUUGGUUAACAUCAUAGAUAUAGGAGAUCUAGAUUGCUAACGCAUACCUAGCGCAGGCGGGGCCUACAUGAUAAAUCCAAGAUGGCGGUACAAGAGGGCAAAAAGACUAUAGAUUCUAUUACGAAAAUCAAGAUUUUUGCAUUUUUUGCCGUCGCAUUGUUUUGAAACUUAUUCGGUCAAAUUUUAUGGUAAAGAGAAACUUACCGCGAAGAUUUUGAGCAUAUUUAUGAUUGAAUUGGAUGAAAACUCGCAAAAUUAUCCAGCGAUAAAAGUUCGUGUAUAGUACUGAUAUAGUACUAUAUAUGUAACUUGUACAGUUUUGCUUUAAUUUUUGCUCACUAUUUGCAUGGAAAGCAAAUUAUAACAGACCAUAGGUGAUAGACCCUUAUCCAGUGCUCUCAUCAGUUUACUUCUCUAACAAGCAAGGAGGGGGGGGGGGUACAUAACAGUUCAUUUUUCAUAAUUAUGAGGACAGAGCAGAUGAUGAUGAAAGAUGCAAGUAUAAAACACCAUUCACAAGACUAAAUGUUAACAUAGCACAGUAUUUCUGGCAAUAAAACGAUCCAACUGACCAACUGACCAUUUCACACGAACUUUUAUCGCUGGAUAAUUUUGCGAGUUUUCAUCCAAUUCAAUCAUAUAUAUGCUCAAAAUCUUCGCGGUAAGUUUCUCUUUACCAUAAAAUUUGACCGAAUAAGUUUCAAAACAAUGCGACGGCAAAAAAUGCAAAAAUCUUGAUUUUCGUAAUAGAAUCUAUAGUCUUUUUGCCCUCUUGUACCCGCCAUCUUGGAUUUAUCAUGUAGGCCCCGCCUGCGCUAGGUAUGCGUUAGCAAUCUAGAUCUCCUAUAUCUAUGGUUAACAUGCAUGGUUAGAGCAAACUGGCAACAUAUUAAAUUAUGUACGUUUCCUAUAUUUGAGAGACGCUACUGGUAUUUUUUAUCAAACCGCAUCACACCCCAUGAAUAUAAUCUCCCAUUCGUCAUCAAUUUUCACUUCAUACUUCAGUCUAACUAAAUUAGAUCAUAAUCAGGACAAAACAUGCAACAGCCUAUAUAAAUAUCCAGGGACGCCGGAACUGGGGGGGGCAGGAGGGGAAGCCGCCCGCCCCGAAAAUCUGCCCCCUUGCCUUCACAUCGUUCCGGCGUCCCUGUAAAUAUCACAGAAACGUUUUUGUAGUUUGUUGCUAUGUAAUGUGAUGUCAUGCACGAAUAGUCAAAUAAUACGCACAUGCACAUUUUAUUAUGAUUACCUUCACACUACGUGACAAAAAGACAGUUACUUAUGCUUUUCUUUUGGAUUUGUUACCAGUUUAAAUUUGUUUUUCACCUGUCUCCUUCUUUGUUGACAAAAAGAAGCCAUAUUUUUUACCCGUGUUUUUGACACUGCGAAUUUAGGGUGUGCAUUUUGUCACGUCUGCGUCCUAGAUUUACCACAUCUUAAGCUCUCUAAUAAUUAAAAACAGCGCGGAAAAGUCACAAUUAGCCGUCGUGUUCACGCAAUGCCGGAGCGAAAUCAUUUGAAAACGUCCGACUUUGCCGUAACAAUUUGAGCAAGAUUUCCAAACAGAGCGAGAUGAAAACGGAGAGCAUGGCGGCUUCAUGUGAACAACGCCUCUCCGUCCGUUUUGUUCCAUUUUAGUACCCAAGCCUAAAAAAAAUGCCGGAUUGAGCACUAGCCCUACGAUUUUGGCAAGUGUGACUUGAAAAUGCAACAGAGGUUGGCUAGUAUAGCUAAUAGACGAAAACAACCAUGCAUUUGUAAUGGCAUUGAACAAGCCUAUUAGGCAAGUUAAGAAAAAGCGCAAGCGUAACUUCAGGCAUUGGACUCAUUGGUGGGAUCACGAUCUAAGAAGUGUCAAUUCAAGAUAAAUAACACGAAAAUUUUGCAUGUUAAGAGACAUGCACAUUCAAUUAUUUUAGGCGUUGACGGAAGGUUACGAUCAUAGUAAAAGUUCUAUCAUUGUUAUCAUAGUAAAGGUUCUUUCACUGUAAACCACACUGUAUUUUAGCUUAUUAAGCUAUUUAGUGAAUGUAAUAAACUACUAUUAUUACUAGUGUGGACUGGCUAAGCGAAAGCGUAUCGAAACUUAGUCCGCUAACGUAAAAUAUGGCGUCAUUAUUUCGCUUCGGCGUGGCGUGAACAUAGAUGUCUUAUAUACACUAGAUAGUGCAUCUAAUUAUUCUGCAAUUCAAAACUAUUGUAGCCGUGAUUGGUAUGUUUUCUAUUUCUUAAACAGGGAACUUAAACGUUAAGUUAAACCUAUUCCAAAUACAUUUUCAAACUAUUCAAAUGAUGAAAGUUAUUGUUGUUUUUUAAGCUUUUAUUAGCGAGUGGGAAACUGCAACAUGGCCGCCAUCUAUUCAAAUGGGGGUAACCGCUAGAAUAUUCUUGGCUUCAAUUUUACUAAAAGAGAUGCGCUAUCUAGUGUAUAUAAGAUAUCUAUGGGCGUGAACGUGUGGUCGAAAACAAACGAAAGCAAAUAGUUUGUACGGCUGUGAACGCCGCACAUCUUAUUUAUACAGGGUGUCUAAAAAAAACGCUAUGGAAAUUCAACAGGCUGUUGUGCAUCACAAACUUAGCUAAACAAUUCAAUUUUUACAUAGGACGAAAGAGCUGUUAUUUAGCUUUUCAAUGAUACCUUUCUUAACCAUAACGAUGAAAAAUGGCCACAUACUCUUCAAAUAAAAAUUGUCGCUCGAAAUCACAUUCUUCCACAGUUGGGAAUUGAAAAUACAUUAAUUAUGCAAAGUCAAUCAAUCCAAAAGCAACGCGAGCCCGCUGCAAGGUAUUUGUCUCGUAAAACGUUUUGAUUACGAAUGUUCUCUGUUCAGUGGUUAAUUGAACGAUGUUUAAUGCAAUAAUGGACGUUCUUAUUGUCACUAAGACAAAAAUUGACGAGUUGCAAUUGAGCUUAGUUUAGAUAAUUUAACAUUCAACUUUAAUUCCCUCUUGGGAAUUGUUUAUGUUUCAUUUUCCAUGCAAUUCCCAACGGUGGAAGAAUGUGAUUUCGACCGGCAAUUUUUAUUUGACGAGUAUGUGACCAUUUCUCAUCUUUACGAUUUAAAAAGAGUAUCAUUAAAAAGCUAAUUAAAUAACUGUUCUUUCGUCUUAUGUAAAAAUUUAAUUGUUUAGCCACGUUUAUGAUGCACGGCAGCCUGUUAAAUUUCCAUAGCGUUUCUUUUUAGACACCCUGUACAUGCAGCCUAUUUCGAUUAACACCGCGGAAAACGUCUGCGUAUGCGUCAACAUUACUGAAAUCUGCCUUGCGAACGUGGUGUCAAGUAUGUUCCGAAGGUUGUCAAAAACUCAAAAUAGAAUGUUUUGCCUUUUCUGUGAAAAUGAAAGCGAUAUAAAUAAAUAAUGAAUGUGACAACCUAAAACUUAGAAAUAUUUACAGUCUACAUGUGCAAGAAAUAGUAUUAUGCAAAAAAAUGAACCAUGCAAUGCAGGUGACUGUCCAGGGCCGCCCAGAGGGGGGGGGGGCAGGGGCAAAUUGCCUGGGCCCCGAGUUGCUGGGGGCCCCUGAAAAAUUUUUGUUGGGCCCCAGCCUUUUUUGUGUGUUAAAUAUUUCCGCGCAAAGGACAAGAUAUCUGUUUUCUUGGGCUAAGUACCGAAUUUUGGCAUAAAAAAAUGAGAUAAAGUCCCUCCAAAGCAAUUGCAACGUACUCGUCCGGAAAAAUUUUGUACUCCGGAAAGGGGGGGGGGGAGGUUGUUCUCCGGAAAAAAAAUUUUCCGUGAAAAUUUUUUUCGAUAGGGGCCCCUAAAAAAAAUUUGCCCCGGGCCCCCGCCAACCUCUGGGCGGCCCUGUGACUGUCGAUAAAUUUAUUGUAUAAAAAGUUCUUUAACUGAACCAUAACAAAGAUAUUUUUGUAGGUUCAUAUUUUUCGAAGGUUGAUACAUGCACAUUUUUCUCAAUAAUUUCUUUUGCGUAGAACCAAUAAAUAAACUUUAUGAAUCACUGGGAAGAUUUAGGAUAUUAAGAGCAUUAUCUUCUUAAAAGUUAGGUCUAAUAAACUUCUGGUAAUUGAUAAUUUUGCACAAAGCUCUCGAUACAUCCUCGUUCAAACCAGAUUUUUAAAAACUUAUUUUACACUUCUGUAUUUACUUUAAAUGUUAGAGGACUCAUGAUUAAGGUCUGGUCUACCCAUGUAUUUUCGGUAGUUUCUUGUUUGUUUGACUUAGAUAUAGCGAGUGAGUAACAAGAUUUAAAAUGUUCGCCAUUUUUAUUAUAUCGACUCUUGUACUUUAGGCAGAAUUUUCUGAGCUUAACCUUGCCAGUUACUCGGACUCGGGAACAGUGGUUGACAUUCAAGUUAAGCGUGAAGGAACCGUUGUUGUCAG
This is a messenger RNA of Paramuricea clavata, 4461 nucleotides long. Lineage: Eukaryota; Metazoa; Cnidaria; Anthozoa; Malacalcyonacea; Plexauridae. The record is from the annotation of a GenBank genome assembly.